This is a messenger RNA of Stomoxys calcitrans (stable fly), 1655 nucleotides long. Its product is annotated as cytochrome P450 6A1. The transcript has 2 exons. The record is from RefSeq and is a predicted model, not a curated record. Lineage: Eukaryota; Metazoa; Arthropoda; Insecta; Diptera; Muscidae. Bases 76 to 1587 code for a protein of 503 amino acids. Gene Ontology annotation, molecular function: oxidoreductase activity, acting on paired donors, with incorporation or reduction of molecular oxygen; monooxygenase activity; heme binding.
GUAUUGCUUUUAACUCAUAAUCAAUCAACACUUUGUCAAGAUCAUUAGCUAGUAGAGCAACAGAUUGACCGAGAAAUGGAAUUGACCACAAGUCUAUGGUAUAUCCUUAUAACUCUCAUCUUCGGGAUUAUUUUUGUGCUCAAAAAAAAUCUGAAUUACUGGAAGGACUUGGGAAUACCCCAUGAGGAGCCUCAUGCUUUGUUUGGCAAUAUGAGUGGUCUUCGCACCAAAUUAUCCUUUGGUGAAAUUUUGACACGAUACUACGCCAAGUUUAAGGGUUCGGGACCUUUUGCUGGCAUCUUUGUGGGUCAACGUCCUGGAGCUGUGGUAUUGGACAAGGAGCUCAUCAAGCGCAUACUAAUCAAGGACUUUACACAAUUUACCGAUCGUGGUUUGUACUACAAUCAGGAGUCAGAUCCCCUAACGGGCCAUUUAUUUUUGGUGGAUGGCGAUAGAUGGCGCAGCAUGCGUAAUAAAUUAUCGCCCACCUUUACCUCGGGCAAAAUGAAGUACAUGUACCCCACUCUGCUGAAAGUAUCCGAUUCUUUUGUGGCCACUAUGGCCAGCAAGGUGCUGGAGAAUCCCUUGGUGGAAAUUCGUAGUCUGCUGGCUCGCUACACCGUUGAUAUUAUUGGCAGUGUGGCAUUUGGCAUUGAAUGCAAUAGUCUGAAAAAUGAAGAGGAUAAAUUUCUACAGUUGGGUAGAAAAUCAGUGGAGCAGCCACGUCACAAUGCCCUUGUAAUGGGUUUAAUAGAUAGUUUUCCUCGUCUAUCGCGACUGCUGGGCAUGCGGAUAAUACCCGAGGAUGUGCAUCAAUUUUUUAUGGCAACCAUAAAGGACACCGUCAAAUACCGGGAGAUGAAUAACAUACAAAGGAAUGACUUUCUCAACAUUCUAAUUGAGCUGAAGAAUAAUAGCGAGGAUAAAUCCGGUUUGGGUGGCAUGACUAUUGAGGAACUGGCCGCCCAGGUUUUUGUCUUCUUUUUGGCUGGCUUUGAGACCUCGGCCACAACCAUGGCCUAUGCCCUCUAUGAAUUGGCCCAGAAUCAGGAUUUGCAACAACGUUUACGUGAUGAGGUGAAUGAGGCUUUUGAGAAGCACCAAGGAUCCGCAGCUAUUCCAUAUGAGACAAUUAUGAGUUUGACUUUUAUGGAUCAAGUGUUAGCAGAAACUCUACGAAAAUAUCCCCUAGUGCCAGUUCUAUUUCGCCAAGCCUUGAACGACUAUGCGGUACCUGGCAAUCCUAAAUAUGUUAUCAAAAAGGGUAUUCCCAUUUUUAUACCAGUUCUGGGCAUUCAACAUGAUGUCGAAUUCUAUGCCAAUCCCCAGGAAUUUGAUCCUGAUCGUUUUCUUCCUGAUUUAGUCAAACAACGUGAUCCUAUGGAAUGGUUACCAUUCGGUGAUGGUCCACGCAAUUGUAUUGGCAUGCGUUUUGCCAAAAUGCAAUCUCGAUUGGGUUUAGCAUGUGCCAUACGCAACUUUCGUUUUACAGUUUGUCCCAAGACUGAAAUUCCUUUGAGUUAUGCCGUCAAACCAUUGGCUCUACUUCCGGGAAAUCCCAUAUACCUAAAUGUUGAAGCACUAUAGGCCUAAGACUAGUUAAAGUAAGGUUUAGGAUAAGUUAAAUUUAGGAAAAUAUAGACUUUUUAAUAUAA